Messenger RNA from Sinocyclocheilus anshuiensis, 514 nucleotides. RefSeq names its product proton-coupled folate transporter. The record is from RefSeq and is a predicted model, not a curated record. Gene Ontology annotation, molecular function: transmembrane transporter activity. Bases 57 to 362 code for a protein of 101 amino acids. Gene Ontology annotation, biological process: transmembrane transport. Lineage: Eukaryota; Metazoa; Chordata; Actinopteri; Cypriniformes; Cyprinidae. Gene Ontology annotation, cellular component: membrane. The transcript has 4 exons.
GCGCUUUGUUCAGAAUCGCCUCUUAUGUCCUACUCGCCCUCUCAAACAACACAUGGAUGGUCUUCCUCGUUGCUGUAGUUGGCGCUCCAUCUGGUAUCAGCCAAGCAGUGAUUCGUUCUUUGUCUUCUGCCAUCGUGGGACAUGAUGAACAAGGUGCCAUGUUCUCCUUCUCAGCCUCAGUGGAAGCGACCUGCAUCCUUAUUGCUGCUAUGAUCUUUAACGGGCUGUACCCCCUGACCCUGCCAACCUUCUCCGGGAUGCCCUUCAUCAUCAUGGCAGUCUUCACGCUCAUCGUGCUCAUUCUCUUGCAGUGGAUUAGCGAGAUGCCCGCCACUCAUCCUCGACUUGUGCUUUCAGACUGAAUCUCCUCCUUCUGGGUUAUUCUUCCAGCACAAAGUGGAUCCAUGAUUGAAUAUUGCACGCUUUUCUGUGGUGAUCUGAUCUUCUCUAAAAGUCUUCAUGAAAAAAAAAAAAUCAAAUUUUUCGUGAGGAACACAUCAAUUACUGGCACAUA